Phanerochaete carnosa HHB-10118-sp is the source of this 816-nucleotide messenger RNA. RefSeq lists its product as uncharacterized. Bases 52 to 786 code for a protein of 244 amino acids. The transcript is spliced from 4 exons. NCBI's taxonomy places the organism in Eukaryota, Fungi, Basidiomycota, Agaricomycetes, Polyporales, Phanerochaetaceae. The record is from RefSeq and is a predicted model, not a curated record.
GGUACAUACCUCCCGAUCAUACAUACCCGACUGAGACACCUAUAGCCAGGGAUGAACGUUGUCAUCGUCGGUGGUCACGGGAAGGUUGCGAUGCGUCUGGCACGGCUCCUGGUACCACAGGGUGACAUCAAGGUAGUCUCCGUCUUCCGCAACGGCUGGCAAGCCCAAGAUGUGGCCGCGACUGGAGCGUUGCCUGUGGUCCUUUCGUUGGAGGACGACCCUGUUGAAAAGUUCACGGCCACUUUUCAAGGCAAGGACAUUGUCUAUUUCUGUGCUGGUGCAGAGGGCAAAGGCGGAUUGGAGUGUUACAGGACGGUUGAUUAUGAGGGUGCGCUGAAGGUGUUCGACGCCAUCGAGCUCACCCGCAGCCCCAAACCGCGCCUGAUCAUGCUAUCUGCUAUCGACGUCCGAGACACAAAUAAGACUCCUGCGCACUACACCGAGAAGGACAUCCAGCAUUCGCAGCAGCUCUGGGAGUCGAUGGGGCAUUACCUGCAAGCUAAGUUCGACGCCGACAAGAACCUGUCGCAGCGCACAGCAUUCAAGUGGACGAUGCUUCGCCCAGGAUGUCUGACGAGCUCCCGCGGUACCGGCCGUGCCUCCGUCGGGAAAGCGCCGCUGGGAACGACAAUCUCCCGCGACGACGUCGCGUUAACACUAGCGUUGCUUGCGGACAGGCCAGAUGCUGACGGUAUUGGCAUUGAUUUGAACGGAGGAGAUGAAAAAAUAGGCGAAGCUCUCAAUAGUUUUAUCGAAACGGGCGAGAGCGAUUUCCACGUUUGCUGAAACUGCCAGUUAAAAAGAUCUUUAAUUGUU